This is a messenger RNA of Solenopsis invicta (red fire ant), 809 nucleotides long. It is a transcript of the gene Srp19, whose product is annotated as signal recognition particle 19 kDa protein. The record is from RefSeq and is a predicted model, not a curated record. Gene Ontology annotation, biological process: SRP-dependent cotranslational protein targeting to membrane; SRP-dependent cotranslational protein targeting to membrane, signal sequence recognition. Gene Ontology annotation, cellular component: signal recognition particle, endoplasmic reticulum targeting. Lineage: Eukaryota; Metazoa; Arthropoda; Insecta; Hymenoptera; Formicidae. Gene Ontology annotation, molecular function: 7S RNA binding. The coding region runs from base 244 to 762 and encodes 172 amino acids. The transcript has 3 exons.
AUCGAAUGAUGGUGAUAAUGUAACAAUAGAUUUAUAUUUUAUUUAAUUAACUGUAUAAAAAGUUUACAAAUCCAUACGUGUUUGCAAGUCGUAUUUAGUGAGGAUAAAUUCGGAAAUUGGAGAGGAACGUGCAAUACGUGUAUUCCACGUGGCGUUCGUACUCUUGCAAGCGUCAUUUAUCGAGCGAGUGUCAAAAAAAAUCUAUACAUACGCUACAACUGACAGUGUAAUAUCGAUAGCAACAUGUCGCUUGGAUGGAAUUCUUCGAAGAAACACAGCGAACGCGAGAGAUGGGUAUGCAUCUAUCCAAUAUACAUAAAUAGCAAGAGAAGCUUGGCGGGCGGGCGUAAGCUAGCGAAGGAUAAGUGCGUGGAGAAUCCAACACAUCAGGAAAUACGGGACGUCCUAUUGCAGGCAGGCCUUAAUGUAGGCGUUGAGAAUAAGCUGCAUCCGAAGGAACGUAGCAAAGAACCUCUGUUCCGUGGUCGUAUUCGAGUGCAGCUGAAAAAUGACGACGGCACGCCGUAUCGGUCUGAGUUCCCCACUAGAGACUCCUUGCUCGAGUACGUCGGUACUUCAAUUUCAAAGCUGAAGACUCGUCAGGGUAAACAGAGCUCGAGUGAGCAAGCGUCACAGCCAUCUUCGUCGACUUCGAAGAAAGGGAAAGGCAAGGGAAGAAGAAUCAACUGGAAAGGAACUACAGUAACAGCAGUGACAUUAGUAGCAUCAGCAGCAAUAAGAGCACCAACAGGCAACCAGUGAAUGAAUUAACUGAGCAAUCUGUUUAUCUGUAUACUUAAUCAGAGUUG